This is a messenger RNA of Misgurnus anguillicaudatus (oriental weatherfish), 1310 nucleotides long. NCBI's taxonomy places the organism in Eukaryota, Metazoa, Chordata, Actinopteri, Cypriniformes, Cobitidae. The record is from RefSeq and is a predicted model, not a curated record.
AUGGCUCAAACUUUAUAUUUCAGACUUCUUCUCAUCGCUCUCUGUUCAUUAUCUGAAUGCAUUCAGCGCCGAUAUCACCACAUAAACAUGACGAUGAACUGGACUGAAGCUCAGAAAUACUGCAGAGAAAACUACACAGAUCUGGCCACAGUCAACAACAUCAACGACAUAAAUCAACUGAUGAUGAGUAUAGAUUACAGUCUGCGGAUGAGCAGUAAGGAUGUGUAUGUUAAUAUUGGACUAAGGAAUACAGGUGUUUAUAAAUGGAAGUGGUCUCUGGGUGAUCCUGUGAAAUAUACAAACUGGUAUAAUGGAGACUCAAAUGGUUCAGAUCAUUGUGUUUAUAUGAGAGAUGGAUCAUGGCAUCAUCAAAGCUGUAAUAUGAACAUGAGUUUCAUCUGCUACAAUGGUGAUAAAGGAUUCAUCAUUGAUGAUUCUUCAGUAUCAUGGAGAGACGCUCAGAUCUUCUGCAGACAGCAUCAUACUGAUCUGAUCAGUGUGAGGAAUCAGACUGAGAAUCAACAGAUUCAGAAGAUCAUGAAUGACAAAAACAUAUCUGAAGUCUGGAUUGGUCUGUUCAGUGACUCAUGGGAGUGGUCAGAUGAGAGUGAAUCUGGAUUCAAAUACUGGGGUUCUGGUCAACCUGAUAACCGUGGUGGUAUUGAAAAUUGUACAUCAGUCAGAAUUAAAGAGCAGGGACGAUUGCAUGAUGCACCUUGCAGUGACUCUCAGACCUUUGUGUGUCAUCAAGAUAAACUGAUAUUGAUCCAGAUGAAUCUGAGCUGGUCUGAAGCUCUGAGAUACUGCAGAGAGAAUCAUGUUGAUCUGGUUUCAGUUGAUUCAGAGGAGAUUCAGUUCAUGGUGACUAAAGUGAUUCAUCAGUCCUCUACUGACGCCGUGUGGAUGGGGUCACACUAUUACUGUCAAAUGAACCUCUGGAUCUGGAUACGAGGAGAGGCCGUGUGCUAUCAGAAUUGGGCUCCAGGGAACGAAACAAAACUGAUGGACUGUAACACUGAGCACAGAGCUGGAGCAGUUCAGUCUGGAGGAGAUCAUCUCUGGAUCAGCCUUCCUCAAUCUCACAAACUAAACUUCAUCUGCAGCAGAAAAUAAUCAAAUAUUAUCACUUCAUUUUUCUAAUUUUUUGGUUUUAAUUUAGUUUUGUUCUUUAGCAGAGGGCUUCAUUUAUAAACAUAUUACAGAUUAAAUACAACAUUAUGCCUUAGUUCAGAAUCAUUGUAUAAUAAAAUAUAUAUUUUCUAUUUCAAUCUCCUGACACAAUAUCUUUUCUUAUGUUUCUUUAAUAACUU